AUGUCGGCCCACUCCGGAGGGAAUGGGGAGGGUCCGGACGCAAAGGAAAACAUAAUUGGAAAAGGAAUCGGAAGCGCGAUAUCGGGCCACCAUAUGAAAGGACGGUAUGAACCCUUGGAAAGCCACGACAACGCAGAAGGAUGGGGAAUUGUGCACCUUUACAGAGAUUCAGAAGAGACGGCAGGACUCUAUAAAGACUCGGUUUACAGAUCAAGUGAUUUUUGGAGCGACGGGCUGCGCAAUCCCCCUUCAGGGAAGCCACAUCCUCCUCCCAAAGAUGAGGAGUGUACAACACUGUGCAUCCUGGCGGUUCCAUCUUAUAUGACGCCUUCUGACUUUCUCUCCUGGGUGGGCGAGGACACGAGAAGCGAAGUCAGCCAUUUCAGGAUGGUGCGGACCUCAAGAGCAAACCGCUACAUGGUUCUCAUGAAGUUUAGACACGGCAAGAAGGCAAGAGAGUGGCAGCAUGAGUGGAAUGGCAAGGUUUUCAACAGCAUGGAGCCAGAGACCUGCCAUGUGGUGUUUCUCAAGUCGGUGGAAUUGAUCCAGACUUCGUCAUCCGUGAACCAGAGCAGUGGGCCGAGCUCCCCUACGACCAGCUACCCUCGGAUGUCGAAUGAUCCUUUUAUUCCAGCCUCUACGACUACGAAACCACUGGCACCUCGGACCCCGUCCCUAGUCGAAUUACCCACCUGUCCCGUUUGCCUGGAGCGCAUGGACGAAACCACUGGCCUUCUGACUAUACCUUGCCAACACGUGUUUCAUUGUACAUGCCUGGAGAAAUGGUCUGGCGGCGGUUGUCCCGUCUGUCGGUAUACUCACGACGACUUCUCGUCGCGAUUGGCCUCACACAAAUUCAAGAGCAAAACAUCUACAGGGGAAUAUGAACCAUACGAUGGCCCACUAGAGUGUGAAGUCUGCCACGUGGACACAAGCCUAUGGCAGUGUCUCAUAUGCGGCAAGAUUGGUUGCGGCAGGUAUGAAGGCAAACAUGCCUAUGCACAUUUCGAAGAAAGUGGGCAUACGUUCAGCAUGGAUCUGGAGAGUAAGCGAGUCUGGGACUACGCUGGCGACGGCUAUGUUCAUCGAAUCAUCCAAGAUGCAGCCAAACCGGGCGAGAAGCUAGUCGAACUCCCAGGCAGACGACGGGAACCGACCGCUCUUCACGGAGAGGAGGAUCUCGAGGUUGCUAAAAUGGACAAUAUCGCCCUGGAGUAUACGCACUUGCUUACAAGCCAGCUGGAGAGUCAGAGGGUGUACUUUGAGGAAGUUGUCCAGAGAGCCGUGGACAAAGCCUCAGAAGCAACCAAGAAAGCAGAAAGGGCCAUGGAGGAAAGUCGUCUCGCUACUGAGAGACUGUCUGGUCUGGAAAACGAACAUGACCUCGUCGCCAAGGGUCUCGUUCCAGAGCUUGAAAAGGAAAAAGCACGACUCGAAAAAAGAAGUGCAAAGUUUGAAGAGAUGGCCAGAACAAUCAACCAAAAAUACCAAGAGGAGAAGGCAUUGACAAAGUCUCUCAUGAAGAGGAUCGAGCACUACGAGACUUCCCAGGAGACGCAAGUGGAAAAGCUAAAGCAGACGAUCCAGAGAUUGGAAGAAGAAAAUGCUACAAAGGACUUGUUAAUGGAAGGACUCAGAGAGGAGCACCGUGAUGCCAUGAUGCAGAUCUCCGCCCAGCGAAAGUUGCAGGAGAUGGUGGAGAAAGGAGAGCUGGAUAAGGAGGAUCUGGAGGGCGCGGUCAUUGAAGCUGGACCGGCUCCAGCCCCGAAGAGAACGAUGCAUGGAGGAAAGGGACGGAGAGGUGUGAUAAACAAUCCAAGCCGCAGCCUUGAAGCAUCAAAAUCUUCUUACAACCAGCAACCAGCAACAACAACCACCACCACCGCACACCCAACGUCCUCCUCCGCUUCCAAAGGCAAACAACCCGAGGAAGUCCAAUCCAUCUACGACGACAUCUUCGGCGACAGCUCCCGGAGCCACGACUGGGACGAGGAGAAAGCGAAGAAGAUCCUCGACGAGUGUAAGGCCCAACUGCUCGGCGAAGGUCUCCUCGUGCCCUCGGCGUCGGCGUCGGUGCCGCCUACUUCGACAUUCUCGCACGUCGAAACUGAAGGCAGUAAUAGUGAUGCCGAGAUCGAUGGCGAAGAGGGCGGCGAAGAAAAGGCCAAGGCUAAGGGGUCCGCGCGGAAGAGAAAGGGGAAGAGGAAAUCGAAGAAGUGA
This is a messenger RNA of Cladophialophora psammophila CBS 110553, 2220 nucleotides long. RefSeq lists its product as uncharacterized. Bases 1 to 2220 code for a protein of 739 amino acids. NCBI's taxonomy places the organism in Eukaryota, Fungi, Ascomycota, Eurotiomycetes, Chaetothyriales, Herpotrichiellaceae. Gene Ontology annotation, cellular component: cytoplasm. The transcript is spliced from 2 exons. Gene Ontology annotation, biological process: Ras protein signal transduction; protein ubiquitination. The record is from RefSeq and is a predicted model, not a curated record. Gene Ontology annotation, molecular function: zinc ion binding; ubiquitin protein ligase activity.